UUCUUUUUAGAGCCAGCCUGGUUUUUCAAGCAUUUUCCUCUUUCUACUUCUCCUCCUCCUCCUCCUUCCCCAUUCUCAAAGCAAAAGCCUCGGAUUUUGAGAAGGAAAAAGGAAGAGCAAGAUCGACCCAGAGAGAUACAGAGGCCGAGGCACAGAGAGGUAGUGGAGUUUUUUAAGGAAGGGAAAGCAGUGAAACCCUGGGUUGCUGCAAAGGGGGAAUAAUGGAGACCAGCGAGCAGCCGCUACCGCAGCCGCCGCCGUCGCUCCCGCCGCCGCACCCUCAGUCGCAGCCGCCGAGGCAGCAGCUGAGCCAGCACCUCUCCGGCAGCCUCAGCUUCAGCAGCCACCUCUCGACCGACGACGAGGACAUGUCGAGGUCUGCCCUGUCCACCUUCAGGGCCAAGGAGGAGGAGAUCGAGAAGAAGAAGCUGGAGGUCCGGGAGCGGGUCUUGUCCCAGCUGGGUCGGGUCGAGGAGGAGACCAAACGCUUGGCCUUGAUCAGAGAGGAGCUUGAAACCUUGUCUGAUCCUAUGAGGAAGGAAGUCGGGGUGGUUCGCAAGAAGAUCGAUGUGGUAAACAAGGAAUUGAAACCAUUGGGGCACAUUUGCCAGAAGAAGGAGAGAGAGUACAAGGAGGCACUCGAGGCUUUCAAUGAGAAGAACAAGGAGAAAGUACAGCUCAUCAACAAGUUGAUGGAGCUGGUGAGCGAGAGCGAGAAGAUGAGGCUGAAGAAGCUGGAGGAGCUGAGCAAGAGCGUAGAGUCUCUGCAAUGAGGGGCCGGCAAUCUUAGCUCGGAGAAGGAAAUCUCCAUCCAUGGCUGAUGAUGACAGAUAAAAAUUAGGUUCUGGUGUGAUUGUAUGUAAAAUUUGUUGAAAUUGUCUGCUUAAUCUUCAUAAUUUGAUGGGGUGUUUUCUCCUUUCUUCUUUUUGUGAUUUUUCCUAUUUUGGUUUUCAUGGGUUUGGUGUUAAUUUGUAGUGUCCUCUUUGGUUUCGUUUCAACUUAGCAUUUUGAUGUGUCAAUGGAACAUUAACUAAAGUUUAGGAUGGGGACAUGUUCCCAAAAAGAACACAGGAUUUGUAAAACUGAUAAUUGGGUCACACUCUCAA
Molecule: messenger RNA, 1106 nt
Organism: Punica granatum (pomegranate)
Lineage: Eukaryota; Viridiplantae; Streptophyta; Magnoliopsida; Myrtales; Lythraceae
Source: RefSeq, a predicted model, not a curated record